UUACAGGAAACCACAGACGCACACACAGACCAGGCCGGCCAAAGGACGUCGCCCGCGGCAACAAGGUGCCUGUCGACCCCUCAGGAAUGACCAAGACGGGACCCAGUGGAGGUCCGGGUGAUGCAGCGAUGCUGAGCACCUCAGCCGAGUUUCGGACCGCGGUCAAGAUGGACGCCAGUCGGAGGGGCUGCUGAAGCUCAGAGGAGGGGGGUAGUCGGGAGUGCGGGACGGGGGAGAGCUCCCCGCUGCUGCAGAGAAACAGUCCGCUACAGUGUGUGUGUGUGUGUGUGUGUGAGGUGUGUGUGCGUUUGCUUCCGCGCAACAAACGAGGGACUUGGAGAAGGAGAAAGGAAGGGACAGCUUGACCUGCAGCAAGGAGAGGAGAGGAGGGGAGGGAGAGGAGGAGGAGGAGGAGGAGGAGGAGGAGGAGGAGUGGCUGAGAGGGAGAAACCGAAUCCUCUUAGGGAGCGGAGGAGGGGUGGUCGGAGCGAGGGGCAGGACGAGAAGGCGAGAGCGCCCCGGGCACUUAGACGCCGGAGCUGGAGAGGAACGAUAAGGACCGGAGCCUUCGAGGAGAGGCAGGAAGCGACAGCACACUUAGGCAGAGAGCGCGGACGGAGAGAGAGCGUGAGAGAGAGAGAGAGAGGGGAGAGUCGCUGGUGAGUCAGUCAUGGGCUAUGGGGGCCAUGGUGACCUAGCGUAAAUGGCUGUUCCUGAGCAGAGCCUAGUGCCAGUGUCUGCCGCUCGACCCUCCUCUUCCUCCUCCCCCGCCCUGCUCUGCCUGGGCCUCGCCCCCCGCCGGUCCCCGCCCGCACCCCUCCCUCGCCGCCGCCGCCGCCCCCACCCCCACCCCCGCCGCAAUGGUGGGUGUGUGGAAGCUGGUGCGGAGCGUGAGGCAGCUGGAGCUCCAUCGCCUGAUCCUGGCGCUCAUCGUCUUCUGCCUCCUCUCCAUGGCCUUCCUGGCCUACUACGUCAGCAACAGCCCCAAAAUCAAGGAGGCGCCUCCCAUGCCCUUCAGUGACUGCGGGGCGGCGGCGGCGGCGGGCCCGGGGGCUCAGAGGGCGCCCCUCUUCCUCCCCGCCCAGGCUAGCCGCCGCUUGGUCAAGGCCGUGGACAACUCGCGAACGGAGCCCGUGGUGCUGGUGUUCGUGGAGAGCAUCUACUCCCAGCUGGGCCAGGAGAUCGUGGCCAUCCUGGAGUCCAGCCGCUUCAAGUACCGGACGGAGAUCGCGCCGGGCAAGGGCGACAUGCCCACGCUGACCGAGCGGGACCGCGGGCGCUACGCCCUGGUCGUCUACGAGAACGUCCUCAAGUACGUCAACCUGGACGCCUGGAACCGCGACCUGCUGGACAAGUACUGCGUGGAGUACGGCGUGGGCGUGGUGGGCUUCUUCAAGGCCAACGAGAACUCGCUGCUCAGCGCCCAGCUCAAGGGCUUCCCGCUGUUCCUGCACUCCAACCUGGGCCUGCGGGACUACCGGAUCAACCCCGCCGCGCCGCUGCUCUACGUCACCCGGGCCAACGAGGUGGAGCAGGGCCCCCUGCCCGGCGACGACUGGACCGUCUUCCAGUCCAACCACAGCACCUACGAGCCCGUGCUGCUGGCCAGCACCAAGUCGUCCGAGUCGCUGGCCCCCCACCUGGGCCCCCACCGGGCGGCGCACGCCACCGUGGUGCAGGACCUGGGCCUCCACGACGGCAUCCAGCGGGUGCUCUUCGGCAACAACCUCUCCUUCUGGCUGCACAAGCUGAUCUUCGUGGACGCCAUCGCCUACCUGACGGGCAAGCGGCUGUGCCUGUCGCUGGAGCGCUACCUGCUGGUGGACGUGGACGACAUCUUCGUGGGCAAGGAGGGCACCCGCAUGAAGGUGUCGGACGUGGAGGCCCUGCUCAACACUCAAAACAAACUGCGAACGCUGGUCCCCAAUUUCACUUUCAAUCUGGGCUUCUCCGGAAAGUUCUACCACACGGGCACGGACGAGGAGGACCGGGGGGACGACAUGCUCCUGAGGCACAGGAAGGAGUUCUGGUGGUUCCCCCACAUGUGGAGUCACAUGCAGCCCCACCUGUUCCACAACGUCACCGUGCUGGCGGAGCAGAUGAGGCUCAACAUGCUCUUCGCCCAGGAGCAUGGGAUCCCCACAGACAUGGGGUACGCUGUGGCCCCCCACCACUCGGGGGUGUACCCCGUGCACAGCCAGCUGUACGAGGCCUGGAAGUCGGUGUGGGGGAUCCGGGUGACGAGCACGGAGGAGUACCCCCACCUGAGACCCGCCCGCUACCGCCGCGGCUUCACCCACAGCGGGAUCCAGGUCCUGCCCAGGCAGACGUGUGGCCUCUUCACUCACACCAUCUUCUAUAAUGAAUACCCCGGCGGCUCCAGAGAGCUGGACAGGAGCAUCAGAGGAGGGGAGCUCUUCCUCACCGUCCUGCUCAACCCUAUCAGCAUAUUUAUGACCCACCUGUCCAACUACGGGAACGACCGGCUGGGCCUGUACACCUUCGAGUCCCUGGUGAAGUUCGUGCAGUGCUGGACCAACCUGCGGCUGCAGACCCUGCCCCCGGUGCAGCUGGCCGACAAGUACUUCCACAUCUUCCCCGAGGAGAGGGACCCCCUGUGGCAGAACCCCUGCCAUGACAAGAGACACAAGGACAUCUGGUCGAAGGAGAAGACCUGUGACAGGCUGCCCAAGUUUCUGGUGAUUGGCCCUCAGAAAACAGGCACGACGGCUCUGCACUCCUUCCUGACGCUCCACCCGGCCAUCACCAGUAACUUCCUCAGCCCCGUCACAUUCGAGGAGAUCCAGUUUUUCAACGGGCCCAACUACCACAACGGCAUCGACUGGUAUAUGGACUUCUUCCCCUUUCCCUCCAACGCCAGCACGGACUUCAUGUUCGAGAAGAGCGCCAACUACCUGGACUCUGAGGUGACCCCCCGCCGGGCAGCGGCCCUGCUUCCCCGCGCCAAGAUCCUGGCGCUGCUCAUCAACCCGGCCGACCGCGCCUACUCCUGGUACCAGCACCAGCGAGCUCACCAGGACCCCGCCGCCCUUAACCACACCUUCCACCAGGUGGUGACGGCGGGGCCGUCGGCUUCCCCUGAGCUGCUCACCCUGCAGCGCCGCUGUCUGUCCCCUGGGACCUACGCCCUACACCUGGAGCGCUGGCUCAGCCACUACCAGCCCAGCCAGCUGCUGAUAGUGGACGGUUCCCAGCUGCGCUCCAACCCUGCGCUGGUCAUGGAGGGAGUCCAGCGGUUCCUGGGGGUCACGCCCAUCUUUAACUACACCCAGGCGCUGACGUUUGACGAGAGCAAAGGAUUCUGGUGCCAGAAGCAGGAAGGGGGACGUUCCAAGUGUUUGGGAAAGAGCAAAGGCAGGAAGUACCCGGACAUGACGCCCGAGGCGCGGGCCUUCCUGGCGGAGUACUACCGCGAACACAACAUGGCGCUGCUGAAGCUGCUGAACCGCCUGGGCCAGGCGCUGCCCACCUGGCUGAGGGAGGAGCUACAGAGCACCAGCUGGAGCUGAGAGCGGACCGGACCAGGACCGCACCAGGACCGCACAUCAGGGGGCGCGAGGAAUUUGGGGGUCGGCUCGGGGAGUUUUUGGGGCGGCUCACCCGCCGCCCGACACGAACCGCUGCAGAGGAGCCAGACGUGCUUCAUCCCGUCAGAGCAAAGAUUCAUGGGAAAUGGAUUCAUGGGGGGGGGGGGAGCGGGGGGGCGUUUUGUAAUGAAAGGGCUUUGCUGGUGGAGCUUUCAGAAAGACUGAAAAUGUAAAUUCCCCCCCCCACCCCCCCAAA
Molecule: messenger RNA, 3804 nt
Organism: Anguilla anguilla (European eel)
Lineage: Eukaryota; Metazoa; Chordata; Actinopteri; Anguilliformes; Anguillidae
Gene: ndst2a
Product: N-deacetylase/N-sulfotransferase (heparan glucosaminyl) 2a
Exons: 14
Coding region: 861-3530 (889 amino acids)
Cellular component (GO): Golgi apparatus
Molecular function (GO): heparan sulfate N-sulfotransferase activity; deacetylase activity
Source: RefSeq, a predicted model, not a curated record